Messenger RNA from Microthlaspi erraticum, 2355 nucleotides. NCBI's taxonomy places the organism in Eukaryota, Viridiplantae, Streptophyta, Magnoliopsida, Brassicales, Brassicaceae. The record is from the annotation of a GenBank genome assembly.
AUGGCAUCAUGGGGAGGAGAAGUGUAUAGUCCAGUGAAAGAGAAGAGCCCAAGCAUGGGAAGUGGACAUUUUCCGAAAGAAGGUUUUGUGCAGUCAGCUUAUGUGAAUGGUAUUGAAGUUGUUGAUGAUUUUGGAGGCACAUCUUCGAGGCCAGAAAUUUUUACAAUAACGCCAUAUUCAAGCACUCCAAAUUGUUACAAAGCCAUAAAGAAACCUGGUAGUAGUGAAAUUUGGUACGACGCUAUCUUCUAUGGAGGACCAGGAGGAACGCCGAGAACUACCAUCGGAAGAAGAGAAGAAAGAUCUGGAGAGGCAACUCAGGCACUUGGUGCGGCAGGAGGUGCGAUAACGAUCAUGGAGAUGAUACCUGAAAAAUAUAAGACUAUGAUUGGAGGGGCUGCAGUAUGGAAAGUUGAUGCACACAAUGGAGCUAUCGCAGAAGUGAUUCUAAGUUUUUGUAUUACAUUUUUGGUUUUGCUGAUUAUCCUAAGAGGUCCUCGGAAGAUGCUUGCUAAGACUUUCUUGCUUGCUAUCGCUACCGUCUCAGUAUUUAUGGUAGGAUCUAACUUCACUAGACCAUUCAUGAAUCCUGCUCUUGCAUUUGGGUGGUCAUAUAUACACAAGUCUCACAACACAUGGAAACAUUUCUAUGUGUAUUGGAUCAGCUCUUACACCGGAGCUAUUUUAUCUGCCAUGUUCUUUCGACUCCUGUUUCCUCUGCCACCUCCGAAUCACAUCGUCGAUCUGGAGCCGUUACAGGAUCCGCCGCAGACCACGGCGUCCUCCGGUACCGGCAACGGCAACGGUAAGAUACGAUACCGUUCGCCUUCCUCCACUGAGCUCCUGGAGUCCGGAACUGCCAACGCUUCCUCCGGUCAAUACUCUCCUCCUUCCUCCGAUUCUCAUCAGGGACUUCUCUCUGUUGACGGAGGGAAGAUGACGGCUAAGCGUGGGAUUGGACGGCACGAGUCUAUCGCCGACAAGAUCCAACGCCAUCGCGGGAUUCUGCUGCUGAUUUCGGUCCCCAUUGUGCUGAUCGGGCUCGUUCUUGUGCUAAUGCCUGGGAGAUCGGGGUCUGACGCGGUCGUUGAAGAGUACACGGUGCAUAACCGCAAGGGAGGACCCAAUUCGAGGGGUCCGAAGAAUUACGCCGUCAUUUUCGACGCCGGAAGUUCUGGAAGCCGUGUACAUGUUUACUGUUUUGAUCAGAAUUUGGAUCUUCUUCCUCUCGGGAAUGAACUGGAGCUCUUCCUACAGCUAAAACCAGGGCUGAGCGCAUAUCCUACUGAUCCCCGGCAAGCAGCAAACUCUUUGGUGUCUCUUCUUGACAAAGCAGAAGCUUCUGUUCCCCGAGAGUUGCGUCCGAAGACACUUGUCAGAGUUGGGGCAACUGCAGGUUUGAGGACUUUGGGUCAUGAAGCAUCUGAGAACAUUUUGCAAGCGGUUAGGGAACUCUUGAGAGAUAGAAGCAUGCUGAAAACUGAGGCAAAUGGAGUUACUGUUCUGGAUGGUACCCAGGAAGGUUCUUAUCAGUGGGUGACAAUUAACUACUUGCUAAGGAACUUGGGAAAACCAUACUCAGAUACGGUAGGAGUGGUUGAUCUUGGAGGCGGGUCUGUUCAAAUGGCCUAUGCUAUAUCCGAGGAAGAUGCUGCAAAUGCACCAAAACCAUUAGAAGGAGAGGACACAUAUGUCCGAGAAAUGUAUCUGAAGGGACGGAAGUAUUUCCUCUACGUUCACAGCUACCUACAUUACGGAUUACUGGCCGCACGAGCAGAGAUUUUGAAAGUUUCUGAGGAUUCAAACAACCCCUGCAUCGUUACAGGCUAUGAUGGUACUUACAAGUACGGAGGAAAGGGAUUUAAAGCGGCUGCUUCGCAGCCUGGUGCGAGUCUUGACGAGUGCCGGAGGAUAACACUGAACGCACUCAAAGUGAAUGAUACUCUGUGUACACACAUGAAAUGCACAUUCGGUGGAGUGUGGAAUGGUGGUCGAGGUGGUGGCCAAAAGAAUAUGUUUGUUGCUUCUUUUUUCUUCGAUCGUGCUGCUGAGGCUGGUUUCGUUGACCCGGAGAAACCUGUUGCUACAGUUCGUCCAUUGGACUUUGAGAAAGCAGCAAAGAAAGCUUGUAGCAUGAAGCUGGAGGAAGGAAAAUCCAAGUUUCCACGUGUGGAGGAAGAGAAUCUGCCUUACUUGUGCAUGGAUCUUGUUUACCAGUUUACUCUGCUCACUGAUGGAUUCGGAUUGGAGGCAUCACAAACAAUAACGUUAGUGAAGAAAGUGAAAUACGGAGAACACGCCGUGGAAGCUGCGUGGCCAUUGGGUAGCGCCAUAGAGGCCGUAUCCUCACCGUGA